Messenger RNA from Oncorhynchus mykiss (rainbow trout), 1966 nucleotides. Lineage: Eukaryota; Metazoa; Chordata; Actinopteri; Salmoniformes; Salmonidae. The record is from RefSeq and is a predicted model, not a curated record.
AGUUAGUAAUGUAUUUCUUACUCAGUUUAACGUUAGCUUCUCCUUCAUCCUAGCUGGCUAAGUAAUACUUGCCAGGAAACCUUCAACAUUACUGCAAUAGAAGUCUCUGGUGGCAGAUAAAGAUGGUGAUACAGCAUUGAAAAAGACCCACCACAUCCCUCAGGCCAUCCGGUGCAUGGACAUCUUGUGCCAGUGUGAUCCAGCACGAGAGUCAGUUGUAGAGGCUACAGCCGAUCGAGCAUGCGGACGGACAGAAGAUACUCGAGGCCAUCAUGUCCAACAAGGUGGAAUAUGCCUUCCCUGCAGGAGACGAAAGCGAUGGGAGCAACGACGAGUGGGACAUUGGAUUUUCAAAGUCGAUAAAGGUCCCCUUAAUUGAGAGCACAGAUGCAGGGGUCCCAGAAGCAGAGGAUAAGGUCUCCACUUUGAAAAGAGCCAUCAACACCAAAGAUGUCCAGCUGGUCCAGCAGCUGUUGGACAAUGGCCUGGAUGUGGAGACCAGGCUGGGGUUUGAGUGGACACCGCUGAUGUGUGCUGUGCACAUGGCUCACUAUGACAUCGCCAAGCUGCUGCUGGACAGAGGGGCCAGUGCUAACUUCAGCAGAGACCAGUACACUGUACUGAUGGCUGCAUGCACAGCUUCUGCCAGUGAGGACAAGAUCGUCCAGUGUGUGGAGCUGCUCUUGUCCAGAAACGCUGAUCCCAACACAUUCACCAGGUCUCGUAUGACAUCCCUGAUGCUGGCGUCCCGGGACGGCUACAGUCAGGUAAUCAACCUGCUGUUGUCUCACGGGGCAGAGGUCAACUCCCAGGAUGAAAAUGGGUACACGGCCCUGAGUGUGGCGGUGCAGUACGGAAGAGAAGAGGCCGUCCUCAAGCUGCUCCAGCUGGGGGCAGACAAGACCCUCAAGACCAAAGCAGAGAAGAGUGCUGCCGACUUGGCCAAGGUCUUCAAACGACCACAGAUUGCCAGGAUCCUGGCGUCCCCAGGCAAUGCCCUCACCAACGGGCAGGUAACCUCCUCGAAGGAGGAGACCCUCUUCAAGUUCUUCAAGAGGGACCCCGAUCUAUCUGCUGACUCCAAGGAGCGUCUGGCCAAACUGUGUGAUAUCGAGCUGCUUCUGCACGGACUCAACCUGGAGUACCUCUCUGACAUAAUGCUAGAAAAUGACAUCACUUGGAGCUACCUGGUAACCAUGGAGAAGGAUGACCUGGAGAAGAUUGGUAUCUCUGACCCAGAGGACCAGCAGAAGGUUCUGAGUGCAGUGAAAGAGAUGCAUCUAGACCGGGUCGACCUAGACACUGUCGACCAGCUGGAGAACAUAGACACCGGAAGUGAGGAGCUGUAUAACUUCCUGAUCAGUCUGAGGCAGCAAUGCUGCUACUUGACAGAGACAGUACAGGACGUCAUCAGCCGCUUCCCCCGCCGAGCUUCUGAGCUGGUGUUGUCCCUGGACCCUAAGAAGGAGGCCCAGGCCAUCUGUAAUGAGCUGGUGGCCCAGACUGGAGACCUGCAGAAAGAGGUCGCCUGCCUCAAGAACCUGCUGCACAAGAUGGACCCAGCAGGAGAUUUCUGCCCACUUCCUCAACCUGGUUCCCACGGCGACUGGAGGAGACGGGUCCUGAAGAGGCUUGCACUGAGCAUGCUUGGAGCAGGCCUGCUGUUUGCCCUGUCCAGAGCAAAGAGUGCCAAGAUUUACCUUUAGACUGACAGCUCCAUUAUUAUCCAAUUUACUCUUACUUUGGAUAAAUUGUCAUAGGUUAUCAAUCAAUUAGCUUAAUUGUCUUAAUUUACAUUUCUGUUUGAGGAAUUAUGCCGAAUGAGAAUAACGCGAAUGCAAAAAAGUUUGGUUUUUGAUUGAGAUUCCUUAUAUUUGUUAUACUUUGUUCUUGUUUUUUAUUGAGUUCUUAAUUGUUUUAAGCAAUUUUCUGGGCUUUUGUAAAAUAAAAACUAUUUCUUUAUCCA